Molecule: messenger RNA, 1254 nt
Organism: Otolemur garnettii (small-eared galago)
Lineage: Eukaryota; Metazoa; Chordata; Mammalia; Primates; Galagidae
Product: HLA class II histocompatibility antigen, DO beta chain
Exons: 6
Coding region: 102-923 (273 amino acids)
Biological process (GO): immunoglobulin production involved in immunoglobulin-mediated immune response; antigen processing and presentation of exogenous peptide antigen via MHC class II; immune response
Cellular component (GO): MHC class II protein complex; membrane
Molecular function (GO): MHC class II protein complex binding
Source: RefSeq, a predicted model, not a curated record
AUUUAUACUCCUAAUGCAUAUGAUUUGGCUGCAUUGUGCGAGGGAAGGCCUCGUCUGAAGAGGUGGAUGAUUUUAUUAUCUCAUUUCUUUCUCUCUCCAGAAUGCAUUCUGGCUGCAUCCCCUGCAUGGUGGCUCUGCUACUGAAUUUGAUUGGGCUGGGCUCCUCCCUGACUCAAGGCACAGACUCUCCAGAAGAUUUUGUGAUUCAGGCAAAGGCUGACUGUUACUUCACCAAUGGGACAGAAAAGGUGCAGUUUGUAGUGAGAUUCAUCUAUAACCUGGAGGAGUACGCACGUUUCGACAGUGAUGUGGGGAUGUUUGUGGCCCUGACGGUGCUGGGGGAGCCUGAUGCCAAGCGGUGGAAUAGUCGGCCCGAUAUACUGGAGACGAGCAGGGCGUCGGUGGACGCGCUCUGCAGACACAACUACAGGCUGGGCGCGCCCUUCACUGUGGGGAGAAAAGUACAACCAGAGGUGACAGUGUACCCAGAGAGGACCCCAUCCCUGCAGCAGCACAACCUGCUGCUCUGCUCUGUGACUGGCUUCUAUCCUGGGGACAUCAACAUCAGGUGGCUCCGGAAUGGGCAGGAGGAGCGAGCUGGGGUCUUGUCCACUGACCUUAUCAGGAACGGAGAUUGGACCUUUCAGACUGUGGUGAUGCUGGAAAUGACUCCUGAACUUGGAGAUGUCUAUACCUGCCUUGUUGAUCAUCCCAGCCUGCCGAGCCCUGUGUCUGUGGAGUGGAGCGCUCAGUCUGAUUAUCCCUGGAGAAAGGUGCUAAGUGGAGCUGCUGCCUUCCUGCUGGGGCUGGUCGUCUUUCUGGUGGGGAUCGUCAUCCACCUCAGGGCUCAGAAAGGUUAUAUGGAGAUACAGAAGUCUGGUGAUGAGGUGUCAAGAGCUGUUCUCUUCCCACAGCCACACUAAGGUUCUCACUGAAGCUUCUCACCCUGGAGCUUGAAGUAGUAGCAAGUGGCUUGAGUCUGAGGUGAGGUAAAGGACAUUGAUGAGGCCAGCGUUCUUGGGGUGACUCUUUCCUGUGAUCCUCAGAGGGAUCCCCAACCAAUUCUAGAGUUUUGUGUUCUGAGAUGAUGAAUCUCCCACCCAUGUGCCCUUCAUCCUACUCGUAUACAUCAUUAAUCCCUAUUGCCGAGAGCACCGUCCUCUAAGACCUAAUACCUUCCAGCCUCAAAGCAUAUACUUUUACUUUUCUGUGGUCCAGCUGUAACCCUGUAAAUCAUGCUACUAAAUCUUUCUC